AUGUCGGGCGCAAACUCGUGGUUGGCGAGGCAGCGGAAGAGCGACCUCGUCGAGAUUGCCGAGCUGACCGGACUUACUGGGUACGAGAAUCAGAAAAAGGCCGACUUGGAAGUCACUCUCGAUGAAUACCUCGCCGAGAACACAAUUCAGUUCUCCCAAAACCCCAAGCUCGCAGGCUACUAUACCAGUCGCUCCAAGGCUGCCGGCUCACCCGUCAAGAGGGAAGCUCCCUUGACCGAUCUCGUCAAGUCUACGCGUCGCAGGACGACGAGAGCCAUCGAGGAGCUUCAGCCCGAGCCCGAACCCGAAAGAGCCGAAUCUUCGAGCCCGGAGCCUGCUUUCUCCACCGCACUGGCGACGCGAACUCCCGCCCGCAACCUCUCUCUUGCGAGCCGUAUUCCUCUGCCCGCGACGCCUGCUGAUGUCGCCGAGGCCGUCGACCGUCACACUGUCGCCCUGCGCGAGCGCGCGACAGAGCUCUACGACCAGUCCGGCAUCCAGGAGGGCACCCAAGCCGUGCGCUCCUCUUUGUCAACCGUCACAUCGGUGCUCUUCACUGUGGCCGCAUUUGAGGCGUGGAACCUGAGAGCCGAGGUCCUGCCCCUUCGCUACGCCUUCACCAUCCCCGCGAUUCCGGCCCUGGGCACCAACUUCUACCCCGUCUACGUGCCUGACGCCUUCCUGUUCGUGACCUCGUCCUUCUGGUCGCCCGUCACCUUGUGGACUCUCACCUCUGUCCUCAUCCCCUCCCUGUUUGGGUACUUUUACAACCUGAGCGCGGCGAGCCAUCCCCAGCCUCGCGGCCGCAAGUCGUCGACCGUUGAGUACAAUGUCGACCCCUUGGUCUUCAGCAUCGUCAAGGCUUUGAUCUCGUUCGUUGUCUACGCCCAAAAGGUCAACUUUGGCGGCUGGAUCAAUGAGAACUCGAUCGACCGCAUCAACGGCGCUCUGUAUGGAGAGUGGAAGGGCAUCUUGACCGGUGCUGCCAUCACCGGGCUUGUAAGCCUCUACGAUGCCGUGCUGAAGAAGUAG
This is a messenger RNA of Colletotrichum phormii, 1032 nucleotides long. RefSeq lists its product as uncharacterized. The coding region runs from base 1 to 1032 and encodes 343 amino acids. The transcript is spliced from 3 exons. Lineage: Eukaryota; Fungi; Ascomycota; Sordariomycetes; Glomerellales; Glomerellaceae. The record is from RefSeq and is a predicted model, not a curated record. Gene Ontology annotation, cellular component: membrane.